This is a messenger RNA of Columba livia (rock pigeon), 1754 nucleotides long. It is a transcript of the gene GRINA, whose product is annotated as glutamate ionotropic receptor NMDA type subunit associated protein 1. The record is from RefSeq and is a predicted model, not a curated record. Gene Ontology annotation, cellular component: endoplasmic reticulum; Golgi apparatus. Gene Ontology annotation, biological process: negative regulation of apoptotic signaling pathway. NCBI's taxonomy places the organism in Eukaryota, Metazoa, Chordata, Aves, Columbiformes, Columbidae.
CACAGACCCCGCCCAAUAAGGGCGGAGCACCAGUCACAGUGCCCCCGCCCCCUCUCUGGAAGCCCCGCCCCCGUCGAGGCCCCGCCCGUUCCCGGAGGCGCCGCCCAGCGGAGCGGAGCGGAGGCAGCGCUGCCGCACGGCCCGGCCCGCGGAGGCGGCAGCAGCCGGGGGGCCAAGAUGUCCCACGAGAAGAGCUUCCUGGUGACCAGCGACGGCUUCGGGGGCCAGCAGCCCACGGCCCCCCCCGCCUAUGCGCAGCCCCCGUACCCCCCCGCCCCGUACCCCCAGCCCCAGUUCGCCCCCCCCGCGCCCUACAACCAGCCGGGCUUCCCGCAGGGGCCGGGGCCGUACCCCCCCGCGGGGCCGUACCCCACGGCGGGGCCGUACCCCCCCGGGCCGUACCCCCCCGGGCCGUACCCCCCCCCGGGGCCGUACCCCCAGGGCCCCUACGCGCAGCCGCCGUACGCGCAGCCGCAGCCCAUGGUCCCCGGGGACCAGGACUCCCCCCUGCACAGCACCUACCACGAGGACGGGCCCCCCUCCUACUAUGACAACCAGGACUUCCCCAGCGCGCACUGGGACGACAAGAGCAUCCGGCAGGCCUUCAUCCGCAAGGUGUUCCUGGUGCUGACGCUGCAGCUCAGCGUCACCUUCUCCUUCGUGGCCGUCUUCACCUUCGUGGGGGGCGUCAAGGGCUUCGUGCGGCGCAACGUCUGGACCUACUACGUGUCCUACGCCGUGUUCUUCAUCUCCCUCAUCGUCCUCAGCUGCUGCGGGGACUUCCGCCGCAAGCACCCCUGGAACCUGGUGGCCCUGUCCAUCCUGACCGUCAGCCUGUCCUACAUGGUGGGGAUGAUCGCCAGCUUCUACGACACCGACGCCGUCAUCAUGGCCGUGGGCAUCACCGUCGUCGUCUGCUUCACCGUCGUCAUCUUCUCCCUGCAGACCAAGUACGACUUCACCUCGUGCCGGGGCGUGCUCAUCAUCUGCCUGGUCGUGCUCAUCAUCUUCUCCAUCCUCUGCAUCUUCAUCCGGAACCGCAUCCUGGACAUCAUCUACGCCUCGCUGGGGGCCCUGCUCUUCACCUGCUUCCUGGCGGUGGACACGCAGCUGAUCCUGGGGAACAAGCAGCUGGCGCUCAGCCCCGAGGAGUACGUGUUCGCCGCGCUCAACCUCUACACCGACAUCAUCAACAUCUUCCUCUACAUCCUCGCCAUCAUCGGCCGCGCCAAGGAGUAGCGACCCCCCCGCAGCCCCGGUUCGUGCCCCCCGUCCCCCCGUAGCCGGUUCUGUUCGGUGUUCUCAUCGCACCCCUCGGUUCUCCCGUUAGAGUUUCUUUGACCCCGGGGCCCUCACGUCACCUCCCGGGCCGGGGGGGGGACAGGGGGUGUGGGGGUCCCCCAGGUGACAGCCCUGUCCCCCCGCCCCCGCUGUGAAUACGGCCCGUCCCCCCCUUGCGUUCGACGCGGACUGGAAGCACUUUGUCCCUUGUCCCUUGUCCCCAUCCCGCUCCCCGCGCACGCGCUGCCCUCGGCCCGGCCGCGCGGGCAGGCUCGGCCCCGGCCCCGGCCCCGGCCCCGGCGCGGGGACAGGACCCGCUGCUGCGCACCGCGGCGCGGCCCCCGGUCCCCUCCGCGCCCUGAGCCCCCGGCCCCCCGGCCCCCCGGCCCCGUCCCUGCCGGGGCUCCCGGCGCCCCCGGCCGCGGCUCCGUUCUGGCUCCAGCUCCUGCUGUUAAUAAACUCCCUCGAGUUCA